CGGAGCGGUUUGCAGUAAAGCGGAGAGAAAAGUUAAACUUUAGGCCGGAAGUAAAGCUGAACAGAGAGAAAAGCGGAGGAGAGUGAAGUGUAACCGCGCUGUGAGACACACACACACACACACACACACAUACACAUUCUCACUCACUCGCGCGCGUGAAGAAGAGGAGGAUGAAGAUGAUGGCUAUAACGCGGAAUUAGCGCUCUGUCUCAUUAAAGUCGCUCUGUAACAGAGAGAGAGAGAGAGAGAGAGAGAGAGGAUGGGAUUACCGACUCUGGAGUUCAGCGACUCGGUUCUGGACAGUCCAGCUUUCAGAGACAGACUGAAGAACCAUGAAGUGGAGCUGGACAACACCAACAAGUUCAUCAAGGAGCUCAUUAAAGACGGCAACGCGCUCAUAGGAGCACUUAGAAAUUUGUCUGAGUCUGUGCUGAAGUUUGCUCAGUCACUGCAGGAGUUUCAGUUCGAGUGUAUCGGUGAUGCAGAGACAGACGACGAGGUGAACAUCGCUCAGUCUUUUAAAGAAUUCUCCCAGCUGCUGAAGACGGUGGAGGAGGAGAGACGUCGCCUCAUCCAGAACGCUGACGACGUGCUCAUCACACCUUUGGAGAAAUUCCGGACAGAGCAGAUCGGAGCAGCAAAAGAAGGAAAGAAGAAGUUCCUCAAAGAGAGUGAGAAGUACUACUCAUCCCUGGAGAAACAUCUCAACCUGUCUUCGAAGAAGAAGGAGUCAUCACUCCAGGAGGCUGAUACUCAGAUCGAUAAAGAGAGGCUGCUCUUCUGUGAUGCCUCACUUGAGUAUGUCUUUAAAAUCCAGGAGGUUCAGGAGAAGAAGAAGUUUGAGUUUGUGGAGCCGCUCCUGGCCUUCCUACAGGGUUUGUUCACUUUCUACCACGAGGGAUAUGAACUGGCUCAAGAGUUUGAACCUUAUAAACAGCAGCUCCAAUACAACCUGCAGAAUACUCGGAACAACUUCCUGAGCACUAAGCAGGAGGUGGAGAACCUGAUGAACAGAGUGAGGUCUGCAGAUCAGGACCAGAAACCACCGGGACAAUGGACCAUGGAGGGCUACCUGUACAUCCAGGAAAAACGGCCUCUGGGCUGCUCCUGGACUCGACAUUACUGCAGCUAUGAUAAAGCCAAUAAGACCUUCAGCCUGACCAACACCGAGGCCAGGACCACCAAUAAACAGAGUGACGUGGUGAUGAACCCUGCUGAGGUCUUCAAGCUGAAGUCGUGCAUCAGGAGAAAAACCGACUCCAUCGACAAGCGCUUCUGUUUCGACAUUGAGGUGGUGGAGAGAAACGCUGUGUGUCGUGGAACUCUUUUCAGACCUGCUUUCUGUAAAGUUCGACAUGGUAUUAUCACUUUGCAGGCUCUGUCGGAAUCUAACAGGAGAAUGUGGCUGGAAGCAAUGGACGGCAAAGAACCAAUUUACAACCUGCCUGCAAUCCUGAGCAAGAAAGAUGAGACUCAUCUGAACGAAGCCGGCUUUAAUUUUGUGAGGAAGUGCAUUGGCAUUGUGGAGGCAAGAGGCAUUGACACUACAGGACUGUACCGUAUCGGAGGAGUGAACUCUAAAGUGCAGAAGUUGAUGAACUCUGUCUUCUUAAAGGUGUGGAGAAGAUCCUCGGCACCUAAAGCUCCAGCAGACAUGGACUUAGACCCUGAAAUCUGGGAUAAUAAAACCAUCACCAGCGGGCUGAAGAAUUACCUCAGGGGUCUUAUUGAGCCGCUCAUGACCUACAGACUGCAUGAGGAUUUCAUUGCGGCAGUCAAAUCAGAUGAUCAGAAUUACAGAGUGUGUGCUGUUCAUUCAUUGGUCCACAAACUGCCUGAGAAAAAUAAAGAAAUGUUGCAGAUUCUCAUGAAACACCUUCUCACCGUCUCAGCUCACAGUAAGACUAACAUGAUGACGGUGUCGAACCUUGGUGUGAUCUUUGGACCCACGCUGAUGCGCUCUCAGGAGGAGACAGUGGCUGCUAUGAUGAACAUUAAGUUCCAGAACGUGGUGGUGGAGAUUCUGAUCCAGAACUUCGAGAAGAUCUUCCACCAGACUCCAGACCCCAACGUUCCCUUGGCACAGCUCCACUCUCAGCCCGAGUCGCGCAGGAACAGGGCCAUAUGUCUCUCCACAGGAUCUCGCAAACCCAAACACACACACACACACUCGCUGUGUCUCGCUGAUGCUGACAGUGACACGUUCAGCAGCAGUUCCCGCAGCACAGCGAUAGACAGUAUGGAGUCUCUGUCAUCUCACUCGUCCGAGCAGAACCUGUCCAAACCCAGCUCCUGCGGUCCGUAUCAGAGGGGCCGAGACUCCGCCUCCAGGGAGGAUGCUGGCCGGGCGGAUGGAGACUCGGAGGACUCGUACAGCUCACCUGCUCUGAGGAAAACUCACAGGAAUGUCACACAGAGCUGUGGAGCUGCUCUGAGAUCCGACAGGUCCGGCUGUGUACCAGCACCGUCAAUCCGAUCGCUCCAUGGCACUGACGGGAAACAGAGUGAGGGUGUCCUACAGCUCGACCUGCUGCCUAAACUGCCCCAACGUCAGGACGUCUACUCCGUCAGUGGCUACCAGAGACCAGUGUCCGUAGUGGCAGUGAGAGCGCUGAUGUUUGAAAGUCCCUCCAUGUCGACACCAACUGGCCGAGAUGCAAAAGCCAUAUACUCCUGUGAGGCAGAGCAUAGCAAUGAGCUGAGUUUCCCCCAGGGGGCGCACUUCUCUAACGUGUAUCCUUCAGUGGAACCCGGCUGGCUCCAGGCCACCUACCAGGGAAAAACAGGACUGGUUCCAAAGAACUAUGUGGUUUUCCUCUGAGCCCACACACUGAGCCAUCAACCAGCGGGUCCUGAUGGUGGACACACCCAAACACACACACCCCUAAACUGGUCUACUGUUCUUCAGCAUCAUGAUUGUUUUAAUAUAAUAAUUAUACACUAUAAAGUUUCUGAAUCUUUUUAAUCUGUAAUAAAACUCCUUCAAGUUG
This is a messenger RNA of Hemibagrus wyckioides, 2990 nucleotides long. RefSeq names its product rho GTPase-activating protein 42 (gene arhgap42b). The record is from RefSeq and is a predicted model, not a curated record. Gene Ontology annotation, biological process: signal transduction. Bases 260 to 2821 code for a protein of 853 amino acids. Gene Ontology annotation, cellular component: cytoplasm. Lineage: Eukaryota; Metazoa; Chordata; Actinopteri; Siluriformes; Bagridae. Gene Ontology annotation, molecular function: GTPase activator activity; protein binding. The transcript is spliced from 26 exons.